Kazachstania africana CBS 2517 is the source of this 1284-nucleotide messenger RNA. RefSeq lists its product as uncharacterized. The transcript has a single exon. Lineage: Eukaryota; Fungi; Ascomycota; Saccharomycetes; Saccharomycetales; Saccharomycetaceae. Gene Ontology annotation, molecular function: nucleic acid binding; zinc ion binding. Bases 1 to 1284 code for a protein of 427 amino acids. The record is from RefSeq and is a predicted model, not a curated record.
AUGGAAAUUGAGGUAGAUUGUACAAACACGCUGAAGAGCGAUAGUAUUUUGGAAAAUUUAGUAAGGUCAUCUACCGUAGCAGGAUCAAAUAAAGAAAAAAGUCUGGCCGGUUCAGUUUUGGCUAACAAUAAUAGUAAAAAAUCUACAAAGUGGGACAAGUUACUCUCGUUUCAGGAAGAGUGGAAAAUUAAGUUUAAGAACGGGGUAAAGAUAUUCUUUGAUAACAAUUCGUUAGCAUCGAAGAACAGAAAUCUAGUGCAACAAUUGAACAAGAAAGGUGCAUAUUUCCAAAAAAAGUUUCGUCUGCUAGGUGCUAACGUAGUUCCUUACCUUGAAGAAAAUGUAGAAGUUGUGAUAUCCGAGCGAUCUUCGAGCAAUAUAACUAACUUUCGUGCCCACAUGAAGGUAUGGGAUUAUAAUAAGCUUGAAAGAUUCUUCCAAAACUUGGAUACUGAUUUAACGCACCUGAUAGAAAAUAGUGAUGAGACGUUUGAUUUUAUUGAAUAUUUCGAAACUUCUCCUCACAUUUACAUGUUCGAUACACUUCAAAGAUACAGGCCCUUAAUAUGUAGGAAAUGGGAAGUCAGCUUUUUAAAUAAAUCAAAAGUACCUCCCUAUCCAACUUUAAAGCACGGAACUUAUGGCAGAUGUCCCUUUAUUGGUGAUAUGAGUGUCAAUGAAAAUGCUCCUGAAAGAAUAACAAAGAGGUAUAAUCGUGAUAAAUCAAAUGAAAACCUAGCGUUGAGAUUGAGGAAGAUAUUUUCAAAAUCAGCUAAGCCAGAUAUCAAUAGAAUUAAUUCACCUAAACUUAUAAUUAUUCCCAAUAAUCAUUUAAAUUCUAAGAUAUCUUUUAAUGACUUGGAUAAAAUGAUAUUGAAGAGGGCCAAUACGGUUGAGAUACAAUACAAAAGUUUUACAGAAGGUUUCGACAAUCCACUUGCACAGAAUAAUCAGAUAGAUGAAUCCUUAUCGAGCAUGGAUACUAUAGAUACCGAGGAAACGAUUCCAACAUUGGAUAUAUCCUACCAACCUCGUUCAGACCUGAAGAGCGUAGACGAAAGAGCAAGCCAGGACAACUCUGCUUUGGCUGAUGAGAAUCUUGCAAACAAUUCCAAAAUAUUUUUGGAAAAGGCUAAUAUAAAAAUGUGUGAAAAUUGUCAGAUUAGAUUUGAUAAGAUUCAUUUUAAUAGUCACGUCGCAUCUCAGACACAUCAAGAAUUUUCUAGCAAUGACAGUAAUUUUAUAGAAAUAGACAGUUUGAUAUCGAAAAUCAAGAAUAAAUGA